AUGGCCGCAUCUACUGAAGUAAAGAAACAAACGAAGAGAGGAGCAACUGAUUUCGUUGCUGGUGGUGUUGCCGGUUUAUUCGAAGCGUUAUGUUGUCACCCUUUGGAUACAAUCAAAGUGAGAAUGCAAUUGUAUAGAAAAUCAGGUCAAAAACCACCAGGAUUCAUCAAAACUGGUAUCAAUAUUGUCCAAAAAGAAGGUUUUCUUUCGCUAUACAAAGGUUUGGGUGCAGUUGUUAUUGGUAUUGUCCCCAAAAUGGCCAUUAGAUUUUCAUCAUAUGAAUUUUAUCGUUCAUUCUUUUAUGACAAGGAUGGUAAAAUCACUGCAGGUCAAACAUUCCUUGCUGGUGUUGGUGCUGGUAUAACUGAAUCUAUUAUGGUGGUUAAUCCUAUGGAAGUUGUUAAAAUCAGAUUACAAGCCCAACACCACUCGAUGAAGGAUCCUCUUGAUAUUCCAAAAUAUAGAAAUGCUCCACAUGCUGCUUAUCUUAUUGUGAAAGAAGAAGGUUUUAAGACCUUAUACCGUGGUGUUUCAUUAACCUGUGCUAGACAAGCUACUAACCAAGGUGUCAAUUUCACUGUUUACUCUAAAUUGAAAGAAUACUUGCAAAAGAAACAGCAUACUGAAAUGUUGCCAUCGUGGCAAACAUCUGGAAUUGGUUUGAUUUCUGGUGCUUUGGGUCCAUUAUCUAAUGCUCCUUUGGAUACUAUAAAGACUAGAUUGCAAAAAUCAAGUUAUGCUAGUAAUGAAAGUGGAUGGGUGAGAAUCAUCAAGAUCGGUAAACAAUUGAUUAAAGAAGAAGGUGCUGCUGCAUUGUAUAAAGGUAUCACUCCAAGAAUUAUGAGAGUUGCUCCAGGUCAAGCUGUUACUUUUACCGUUUACGAAUUCGUUAAAGAGUUGUUGACUAAAGACUCAGUUUCUUUGACAGGUAACAAAGAACAAAAGAAAUUGAACUAG
Lodderomyces parapsilosis is the source of this 957-nucleotide messenger RNA. It is a transcript of the gene SFC1, whose product is annotated as Sfc1p. NCBI's taxonomy places the organism in Eukaryota, Fungi, Ascomycota, Pichiomycetes, Serinales, Debaryomycetaceae. The record is from RefSeq and is a predicted model, not a curated record. The transcript has a single exon. Bases 1 to 957 code for a protein of 318 amino acids. Gene Ontology annotation, biological process: transmembrane transport; fumarate transport; succinate transport.